CGAACAUCAAGACUAUUUCAUUCUCACCCUCUCUUCCUCUCUUCUGCUUUUCCUUUGUCUCCCUCCUCGCCAAAUUUCUCCGAAUUUCUUAUCUUUUUUCACAUUCCAGUUCACUUCAGUUUUCACUUUUGGAACCCUUCCUUCCUUUUCAAAUUAGGGUUUUAUUUUCAAUUGGAACCCUUCCUUCCUUGCUCACCUUCAACCUUAAAUCUUGCUUGUAAAAGGAAGAGAAGGAGUAAGCAAGCACAUUUGUAUCUCCAAGAUAUGAACUCUGUGGCAAGGCGUUGCUUGUUCAAAACUUCAGGUUUCACAACUGAACCCUUCAAUAUUGGGUAUAAUCAAAUGCAGCAGCUUCAGCAAUGCAGAGGCAUACGAGUGAGGGUCAUGGAUGAGAAUUUGGAAAUGGCAUUGGCAUCGAUGCAGCGUAAGAUGCAAGGAAGUGGGAUUGAGAGGAUGAUAAAGCAGGAACAGAGAUUCCAUAUCAAAAACUCUGAGAAGCGUGUUUUAGCCCAAAAGAACUUGGAGCGAAGGAUUCGAUCUGAGGAUUUUGCUAAGAAACUUAAAACCAUUAUGAUCAAGAAAGUCAGGGGUCUAUGAGGAGGUUGCAUUUGGCACCAAAAAUGGUCAUCAUAAGUUGCAGUUAUUUUGUAAUCUGCAUGCCAUCACCGCAGUUGACAUAUUCUUUCCAAUUGCCUUGAUCAGGUAGUGCCAUGUGUAUUUUGUAGCUGUUAGGGUAGCAUAUGCAUUUGCAAAUUGCAAUACAAAAAGUAUUCAUUUGAUGAUAACUAAGACAAUUGUGUGGUUAGUUCUUGAAUCUGGGUCAAGACGUUGAAUGUUGUUAAGUUGUGCUGGAAGCAGUUUUCAAGCAAAAUUUUCUUGUGAUU
Vigna unguiculata (cowpea) is the source of this 884-nucleotide messenger RNA. RefSeq lists its product as uncharacterized. The record is from RefSeq and is a predicted model, not a curated record. Lineage: Eukaryota; Viridiplantae; Streptophyta; Magnoliopsida; Fabales; Fabaceae. Gene Ontology annotation, cellular component: ribosome. Gene Ontology annotation, molecular function: structural constituent of ribosome. Gene Ontology annotation, biological process: translation.